GAUUCAUUCAUCGAUUUAACACCAACUCACUUCAACUAGUACAACUACUAACAUUCUCCACAAUGCAAGGACAAGGAUCACCAUUCUGCCGUUCUAGAACCCGCUCGAGAUCUCGUGGAGCUUUCAAUCGUAGCUCCAACCACGGUUCAGUGCUUCCAAUUCAGCCUGCCGUAUUGGAUUCAAUUGCCGAGGAAUCAUCGUCUACUAUCAUGACAGUAGUCAAUCCUUUGAUGGUGGCAGCAAGACAGCUCAAAUUUGCUUGCCAGAUGGCUCAUGGAAGUCCAGUUGGAAUCAUCGACAAAUGGAACAAUAUGGAGGAAUUGUAUCAAUCAAUUGCCGAUUGCUUUACAAUUUCAAAAGAUGAUAUCAUUUUCCUGACAGUCAAUGAUUUUAAGCCAGACAUGAAGAACAUGUUCACUGGAACACUGAACUUCAAGGAUAUGCUCUUCGCCCACAUUCGCGGACAAGCAACCGAGCUCCGAGUCGUCAAAGAUGCUAAAAACUUUGGAGUGACAAUCACGGACAACGGACUCGGGAAUGCAUUUAUCAAGGUCAUAAGCCCAGAUUCGGUGUUUGAUCGUAUGCGUCCAGCCACUCAAGUUGGUCAACUCAUUGAGGCGGUCAAUGGAGAAUGUGUGCUCGGGAAAAGGCAUUACCAAGUUGCCCGAAUUUUGAAAAAUGUUCGUCGCGGCGAGGAAUGCGUGGUUCGAUUGAUUGCUCCAAAGACUGCUGAUCCAGGAACCAUGAAGACGACUGGAAAAACUGGCGGAGGUCUGGCAAAAGGAACCAUUCGUUUCAAAUCGGAAGGCGGAUUUGCUGUUGAGGAUGUUCAAGAUCAGAUGAUCCAAGCUGAGAUGUGCGGAAAGCUCAAUGAGAUAUUCGACCAAUACUUGGGAGUUCAAGAUGAUCAGCUGGCCAUGAGAAUCUGGGAAACUGCUUCAAACUGCGAGACGCUUUUGCAACUCAGUGAAGCCAUCAAAGAGUCGGAGCUCUCAAUGUUCGAUUUCCCGGAUGGAAUGGUUUUCGAUAUGUGGGGAAUCAUCGGUGAUUUGAAGCGGGAGCAACGUGAGAAGAAGCCAUCCCCAGUCAUGAAGAAUGCGAUUUCAAGACCAUCGGCUAUGAAACUCUUUGAGUAACUUUUACUGUGGAAUAAAUUAUUUUAAUCUCCGAACUGUCUUAAAUUGGUUUAAAGUAUAUCCCACUAACUUUUCAAAUUUAUUCGAUUCACAAGACUUGAAAAACACUCUUUCCGCUGCUUAGUUCGAUUGUUUCAUUCAGCACAUCUUAUUCUCCAACAGGCAUCCGCAUUUCAUAAGCCUCUAGAAAAUCAUAGCAUUCAUCGAUUCCCAGUUUAAAUGCUGUUUAAAUGAAGCUUCAAAUUUA
Molecule: messenger RNA, 1383 nt
Organism: Caenorhabditis elegans
Lineage: Eukaryota; Metazoa; Nematoda; Chromadorea; Rhabditida; Rhabditidae
Gene: gipc-1
Product: PDZ domain-containing protein
Exons: 3
Coding region: 63-1136 (357 amino acids)
Source: RefSeq, marked reviewed